AUGGGUGCGAAGAAGAAGGCCGAUAACAAGUCGAAUAAUAAGGACUCUGGCGACAAUGAUGACAAAAAGGGUGGUAAAGUGAAAGGCGCACAGUCCGUUGUGGUUCGCCAUAUCCUAUGCGAAAAACACUCCAAGAAGGAAGAAGCGUUGGCUAAGAUCAGGGAGGAUCCCACUCUGAGUAAUUUCAUCGCAGUGGCUAGAGAGUAUAGCGAGGAUAAAGCUAAACAAGGCGGUCUCCUUGGUACACAACGGAAAGGAUCACUACAACCUGAAUUUGAAGAUGUUGCUUUCGCGCUACCAGAGAGUAAGGGCAGUAAUCUCAACAUCGGAGAGGCGAAGACGGCGUUCGGAUACCACCUGAUUGUAGUAGAAGAGCGCAAAUGA
Messenger RNA from Daldinia loculata, 384 nucleotides. RefSeq names its product FKBP-like protein. Gene Ontology annotation, molecular function: DNA binding; peptidyl-prolyl cis-trans isomerase activity. Bases 1 to 384 code for a protein of 127 amino acids. The record is from RefSeq and is a predicted model, not a curated record. The transcript is spliced from 3 exons. Gene Ontology annotation, biological process: rRNA processing. Lineage: Eukaryota; Fungi; Ascomycota; Sordariomycetes; Xylariales; Hypoxylaceae.